AUGUCCCACAUUAUUUCCCACCUCACGACCCGUCUGAGGAAUGCUCUGUUGUGCUCGGAUCCGCAUCUGGACCAACAAACGCUCUUCGUUAUUAUCGACCGGCCUGCCAGCCUCAAAGCAUCAUACGACGUCGAUAAUCACCCCUCUAUGCCUUCGGUACCUCCCAUCAGGAUACGAGCUCCGGCAAUUGCAUCUGCUUUGUCCAACUCCAAGAAUUGCACGCACAUAUACCUCGACCCAACGACCUAUAUACCCGUCGUCAACACCUUGGGGCAGGUGGCGACGAUAACAGACCCACUUAGCCCAGUCCUAGUGCGCAAGGACCGAUCCCUGGUGUUCUGGCAGUAUGAGCAUCACUCCAUCGCGCAAGAUGUCGCAGAAACGUACCACAAGAUCAGGCACUACGCUCGCACGUAUGACUGCGACAAGGUGACGCCGCGAUCCGCGACUUCGCCAUAUACCCUCUUCAUAGGCGAAGAGUAUGCUGCCAGCUCCAACACUCGGGCUGCCCGGAGACAGCGCCGCGAUGUUACGGCACCCUUGCAGCCGCAGAGAGCAAAGUAUGCUAGCGGGACCACGCCGGUGCGCAACAUCCAGUUCGCCGGGAACAUGGCGACCGCUGUCCCAUUCACGGUCUGGGCGCCAUCAGUCGCGGUCACAGCUCAGCCUGCAAGGGAAAGGAAGCAUCAGCGCGGUCAACUAUCCAUAUCCACCACCGACGCACCUGCCGCCCCACCGCUUGCAAACAGAGAUAUGCUUCCGCUCCCGAGGCGCGUAUCUCAUGCAACCGGUUCUGGCCCGCCAAUGGUGGGGCAGAACACGGCUACGAUAAGAUACGGCAGUGGUUACUCGAGCAAAAACACCACAAGUGUGUCGAGCUCAGCAUCCACACAACACAUAACACGAUUGGACGAGGCUACUGCAGUCGACGACAUCGACGGCUAUAGCCCACGUCCCAUCAAACGCGCACGAUCAUCUGGCUCCACUGCGCCCUCUUCCGCUUCGCGCUACUCCACCUCGCUCUCGCCCACUUCUACACCUUCCACUUCGCCCCCCUCUACCCCGGCGAGCGCGCCGCACCCGGCGACGCGACGCAACAAGGGCAAACAAAGGGCCCUUCCUUACGAUGGCGACUCCGAUAGCAGUUCUUCUGGCACUUCCGCUAUCGCGGGACCACAGUUCAUUCAACCCUCAGCGGGCAUUUCUCUGGCACCUCCUGCCGAAGGAGGUGUCUGUUGCAAGGGAUGCGGACAAUCUUUUGCACGCUCUGACAGUAUCCCACGCCACUUGCGCGAGAGCACGCAUACGCGGGAGACAUCGUUGACGCGUCAUUUCAAUACCUGCCGAGUCUUGAAGGCGCAGCAGGAGGCUGCCGGUCAAACCUGA
Messenger RNA from Postia placenta MAD-698-R-SB12, 1386 nucleotides. RefSeq lists its product as hypothetical. The coding region runs from base 1 to 1386 and encodes 461 amino acids. The record is from RefSeq and is a predicted model, not a curated record. Lineage: Eukaryota; Fungi; Basidiomycota; Agaricomycetes; Polyporales; Adustoporiaceae. The transcript has 6 exons.